AUGAAUGAUAUCUUCAUUAUGUCUCAGAUGAUUUAUGAUAUUGAAUAUCAAUGUGGUGAACAUCCAAGUAGAAUUAUAUUUGUUUCAGGGAUUUGUAGAAAUGAAUAUGAAAACAUUAAAAACAAAAUCAAAGGAAGUGGAACAAUCAAAGCCGUUUAUGAUAAAUGUUUAAACUCAUAUCAUUUUAUUCUUAUUUCAUACUUUGAUCUAAGAGAUGCAAAGACAGUAUAUAGAUUACUACAAAAUAAAUAUUCAGUAUCAUAUGCAAUUGCAAAAGAUGUUUUAAAUGAUAAUGAACAAAAUCAAGGAACAAUUGUAGUAUUUAACAUUGAAUAUUCAAUCACAAAUACACAAUUAAAAGAUGUGUUUGGAAGAUAUGGAGAUAUCAAAGAAAUUCGUGAGACACCAAAUAAAAAACAUCACAAAUUUAUUGAAUAUUAUGACUUAAGAAAUGCACAGAAAGCAAUUGAAAAGUUAAACCAUUUUGAAAUGAAAGGAAGAAAAAUAAAAAUUGAACCAUCCAGACCUGGUGGAAUUAGACAACAACUCAUUUUACGUUGUGUUAAUGCAUUAAAAUUACCUAAUGAUCUUAUUGGAUUACCACCACCACAUGAAAUGAUUAAACUAAUUGAUGAAUCAAUUAAAACAAAAGAAAUAAUGAAUGAAAUAACAAAUGAAUCUUUUACUAUUUCAUUACCAAAACCAACUGUUGUUGGUGAAGAGUUAAGUAAAAGAUUUAUUGGAAAUGAAAGUGUUGGAACACCUCAUCUUGUUAAUUAUAGUGAAUCUAUUAAUCAAAUCAAAGGAAUUGGUUUAAAUGAAGGUGAAGAUGUAGAUGAAUAUAAAAGUGUUAUUGUUAUUAAUAAUAUCC
Messenger RNA from Entamoeba dispar SAW760, 871 nucleotides. RefSeq lists its product as uncharacterized. NCBI's taxonomy places the organism in Eukaryota, Evosea, Mastigamoebida, Endamoebidae. The record is from RefSeq and is a predicted model, not a curated record. Gene Ontology annotation, molecular function: RNA binding. The annotation marks the transcript as partial. The transcript is spliced from 2 exons.